UCUUUAUUGCCUCUUUUAAUGCACGCGUCUCCAUGUUUUCUUCCACUAUCACACCCUGAAAUCAAACACCUCCUUUCACUUACAAAAGCCACCCACAUUUUCCCAAUUCUCCACGACUUUGAAGUUUGUAUUUUUGUUUCUAGCUUGUUUGAAGGUGUGAACGUGAGGGAGUUUAGUAUGGCCGUUGAUUCUGCUGACCGGUGAGAGGUUGUCAUCAAGAUGGACGGUGAUAAAACAAGUACAAUCAACACCAACACCAACACCAACACCAGCACGAUUUGGAGAGAGUCAAGUUAUGAUUUUUGGCAAGAUACAGACCAGAAGAAAACCAGCGGUAACAUAAAGAAGAAGAGCGGGGAAGAAGGGAAGAGUGUUCAAGAAGGUGGGGAUUUUGAUUUCAUGCAGCGCGGUGCAGGAGCUGAAUAUCCACCCUCGAAGUUGAUUGGUCAGUUUCUUCAUAAGCAGAAGGCUUCAGGUGAGAUCUGUCUUGAUAUGGAUUUGGGCAUGGAUGAACUUCAACAGCAAGAAGCAGCUAGUGAAAAUAAUGGUAAUAUUGAUACUAUACCGACUUUACCAACGGUAGCUGAGUCGCCUACUCUGUAUAAUAGAGAUAAUAGAGUUUCCUUGGAGUCUUUAGAAAGAAGGCAUUCUAAUCACAGUUAUAAAGAAUCUCCACAAAAAGAUUAUGAAGGAGAGGUUUUGAAGUGUUCUUCUAAUCGGUCGUUUAAUAGUAAUGUGUCUUUUAAUAGGAAAUCUAAAUUGUUGAUGACUAAACCUAAAUCUCGGUUGUUGGACCCUCCACAGGACAGAGUCGAUAAAAAAUCUGGGAGAGUUGUGGGAAGAUCAGCUCAGUUGAAAAGUGGGUUUAUAGGGAGAUCAACUCAGUUGAAAAGUGGGUUUAUUGGGAGAAAUGUUGAAGAUGAAGAAGAUGAUCCAUUCUCAGAUGAGGAUUUGCCAGAUGAGUAUAAGAAGGAGAAAGUUAGUAUUUGGGUUGUGAUUGAAUGGUUAAUUUUGAUUUUGAUUAUAGCUGCGUUAGUUUGGAGUUUGACUUUUAAUUUUUUAAGGGAUAAGCAAUUGUGGAAUCUCGACUUGUGGAAAUGGGAGGUUUUGAUUUUGGUUUUGAUAUGUGGUAGGUUGGUGUCUAAUUGGAUCGUGAGGAUUGUUGUGUUCUUUUUUGAAAGGAACUUUUUGUUGCGAAAACGGGUUUUGUAUUUUGUUUAUGGAUUGAGGAAAGCAGUACAGAAUUGUAUUUGGUUGGGGCUUGUGUUGAUUGCUUGGCAUUACCUGUUUGAUAAGAAAGUUGAGAGGCAGACGAACAGUAAAGUUCUUCGGAUUGUAACUAAGAUCUUGGUUUGUCUAGUAGUAGGUGUGUUGUUGUGGUUGGUGAAGGCGCUUCUUGUGAAAGUUCUUGCAUCAUCUUUCCAUGUGAGCACAUACUUUGACAGAAUUCAGGAGGCAUUGUUCACUCAAUAUGUGAUUGAAACACUUUCUGGUCCUCCUGUGAUCGAAAUACAAAAGGCAGAGGAGGAAGAGGAAAGAAUAUCAAGUGAGAUUCAAAAACUACAGAAUGCAGGUGCUACUAUCCCUCCGGGCCUCAAGACAAGUACCUUAUCAUCACCACAGAGUGCAAAGGUGAUAGGGAGUGGAAGUCUACAAAAAACUCCUCCUGGGGAAAAGAGUCCUCGUGCACUUUCCAGCAAGGAAGAUAAUGGAAUCACAAUUGAUCACUUGCACAAGUUGAACCAUAAGAAUGUCUCUGCUUGGAAUAUGAAGAGGCUUAUCAACAUAGUCCGGCAUGGAUCUCUCACCACAUUAGAUGAACAGAUACAAGAUUCAAGUCAUGCUGAUGAGUCUGGACCACAUAUUAAAAAUGAAUACGAGGCAAAAGUUGCUGCAAAGAAAAUUUUCCAGAAUGUGGCUAAGCAAGGGUCCAAGUUCAUAUUCCGGGAGGACCUAAUGCGAUUCUUGCCAGAAGAUGAGGCUGAGAAGACAAUGAGUCUCUUUGAAGGAGUGUCUGAGAACAAGAGAAUCAGCAAGUCAGUCUUGAAGUAUUGGGUGGUUAAUGUUUUUAGAGAGCGGAAGGCACUGGCAUUUACAUUGAAUGAUACGAAAACAGCAGUCAACAGGCUUCAUCGUAUGGUGAACAUUUUGGUUGCCAUUAUCAUUGUAAUUAUCUGGCUCCUUAUAUUGGGAAUCGCCACCACCAAAUUUCUAGUCUUCAUAAGCUCUCAGCUUCUUUUAGUGGCGUUCAUAUUUGGAAACACUUGCAAGACAGUAUUUGAGGCCAUUAUCUUUCUGUUUGUAAUGCACCCCUUUGAUGUGGGCGAUCGUUGUGAGAUUGACGGAGUUCAGAUGGUAGUCGAAGAAAUGAACAUCUUAACUACUGUUUUCCUAAGAUACGACAACCAGAAGAUUAUUAUUCCAAAUAUUGUUCUUGCUACCAAGGCUAUUAGCAAUUACUACCGAAGUCCAGAUAUGGGAGAUGCAGUCGAGUUUUGCAUCCAUGUAUCUACUCCGGCAGAGAAGAUUGCGCUCAUGAAACAGAAAAUACUAAGUUAUGUCGACAACAAGAAGGACCACUGGUAUCCCCAACCGAUGAUCAUAUUCAAGGAACUGGAAGAACUAAACAGGGUAAGGAUAGCAGUAUGGCUAACACAUAGAAUGAACCACCAAGACAUGGGGGAGAAAUGGUUAAGGAGAGCCCUCUUGGUUGAAGAAAUGUUUAAGAUUUUCAAGGAGCUUGACAUCCAGUAUCGCUUAUACCCAAUUGACAUAAACGUCCGUGCCAUGCCUUCCAUGCCUUCAAUGCAUCCCAUGAACUUUGAUCGCAUCUCUUCAACCCGGCCAGCAACUUCUUGCUGAGAGGUAAAACAAGCGAAAAACAGUAUUUGAAGAUUAAAUAGUGCCAUUUGGGAUGUUGUUUCAUUUCUUAUGUUGUUUGUCUUAUUUUUCCUCAAUGUUAUGAACUUCAUAGCCUUGUGUUUAUAUAGUAGAAUCAAAUGAUAUUCUCCUCAUC
This is a messenger RNA of Mangifera indica (mango), 3016 nucleotides long. Its product is annotated as mechanosensitive ion channel protein 6-like. The record is from RefSeq and is a predicted model, not a curated record. NCBI's taxonomy places the organism in Eukaryota, Viridiplantae, Streptophyta, Magnoliopsida, Sapindales, Anacardiaceae. Gene Ontology annotation, cellular component: plasma membrane. The transcript is spliced from 5 exons. Bases 220 to 2862 code for a protein of 880 amino acids. Gene Ontology annotation, biological process: transmembrane transport; monoatomic anion transport. Gene Ontology annotation, molecular function: mechanosensitive monoatomic ion channel activity.